AUGUCGAAUCUUAUAAAAUUUGAAUUUGCGGCCCUUGAUAUUACUGGAAAGAACUAUUUGUCUUGGGUAUUAGAUGCUGAAAUUCACCUAGAUGCAAAAGACUUUGGUGAAACAAUUAAAGAAGGAAAUAAAGCAACAAGUCAAAACAAAGCUAAGGCUAUGAUAUUUCUUCGCCAUCACCUCCAUGAGGGUCUUAAGAUUGAGUACUUGACUGUAAAAGAUCUACAAAUCCUUUGGAAUAAUCUAAAUGAGAGACUACAAGACUUUAAGUCUGUAAGUGAAUAUAACUCAGCUAUGUUCAAAAUUACUUCACAAUUGAAGUUACGUGGAGAGAAAAUCACUGAUGCAGAAAAGUUAGAGAAAACAUACUCUACCUUUCACGCAAAUAACAUUGUCCUGCAGACACAAUACCGAGAAAAGGAAUUUAAAAAAUAUUCUGAACUUAUAUUUUGUCUCCUUGUGGUUGAGCAAAAUAAUGAGCUAUUAAUGAAAAAUCAUGAAUCACGUCCUACUGGUUUUAUUCCCUGA
Spinacia oleracea (spinach) is the source of this 528-nucleotide messenger RNA. RefSeq lists its product as uncharacterized. The record is from RefSeq and is a predicted model, not a curated record. The transcript is spliced from 2 exons. The coding region runs from base 1 to 528 and encodes 175 amino acids. NCBI's taxonomy places the organism in Eukaryota, Viridiplantae, Streptophyta, Magnoliopsida, Caryophyllales, Amaranthaceae.